Messenger RNA from Pogona vitticeps (central bearded dragon), 3844 nucleotides. Lineage: Eukaryota; Metazoa; Chordata; Lepidosauria; Squamata; Agamidae. The record is from RefSeq and is a predicted model, not a curated record.
GAUCAACGGUAGAUCAUGAUCAGUGUGCGCGUGACCACUAUGGAUGCCGAGCUGGAAUUUGCAAUCCAGCCCAAUACGACGGGGAAGCAGCUCUUUGACCAGGUGGUGAAAACCAUCGGCCUGAGAGAGGUCUGGUUCUUUGGACUUCAAUACCAGGAUACCAAGGGCUUCUCCACUUGGCUGAAAUUGAACAAAAAGGUGACGGCGCAGGACGUCCGCAAGGAGAGCCCUUUGCUCUUCAAAUUCCGUGCCAAAUUCUACCCGGAGGACGUGGCGGAGGAGCUGAUCCAAGACAUCACGCAGCGCCUCUUCUUCCUCCAAGUGAAGGAGGCCAUCCUGAACGACGACAUCUACUGCCCCCCGGAGACUGCCGUGCUCCUGGCUUCGUACGCCGUCCAGUCCAAGUACGGGGACUACAACAAAGAGGUGCAUAAGCCCGGCUACCUCGCGGGCGACAAGCUGCUCCCUCAGAGGGUCCUGGAACAGCACAAGCUCAACAAGGAUCAGUGGGAAGAAAGGAUCCAGGUGUGGCAUGAAGAACACCGGGGGAUGCUCAGAGAAGAUGCCAUCUUGGAGUACCUGAAAAUUGCUCAGGAUCUGGAGAUGUACGGCGUGAACUACUUCAGUAUUAAGAACAAGAAGGGCUCCGAACUCUGGUUGGGAGUAGAUGCCCUCGGGCUCAACAUUUAUGAGCAUACUGACCGGUUAACACCAAAGAUUGGAUUCCCCUGGAGUGAGAUCAGGAAUAUUUCCUUCAAUGACAAGAAGUUUGUUAUCAAGCCCAUUGACAAGAAAGCUCCCGAUUUUGUAUUUUAUGCCCCCCGGCUAAGGAUCAACAAGCGCAUCCUGGCCCUCUGCAUGGGGAACCAUGAGCUCUACAUGCGCAGGCGCAAGCCCGACACGAUUGAGGUGCAGCAGAUGAAAGCCCAGGCCCGGGAGGAGAAGCACCAGAAACAGAUGGAGAGGGCUUUGUUGGAGAAUGAGAAGAAGAAGAGGGAGUUGGCAGAGAAGGAGAAGGAGAAGAUUGAGCGGGAGAAGGAGGAGCUGAUGGAGCGCCUCAGGCAGAUUGAAGAGCAGACCAAGAAAGCCCAGCAAGAACUGGAGGAGCAGACCUGCCGAGCGCUCGAACUCGAGCAGGAGAGGAAACGGGCUCAGGAAGAAGCCGAGAAGCUGGCGAGGGAGCGGCAGGAAGCCGAGGAGGCCAAAGAGGCUUUGCUGAAGGCAUCGAAUGAUCAGAAGAAGACCCAGGAACAGCUGGCCAGUGAGAUGCUGGAACUGACCAACAGGAUUUCGCUGUUAGAAAUGGCCCGGCAGAAGAAGGAGAGCGAAGCCAUGCAGUGGCAGCAGAAAGCCCAGAUGGUUCAGGAGGACCUGGAGAAGACUAAAGAGGAGCUGAAGUCCGCCAUGAGCACCCCUCACGUCCCCGAGCCCAUGCAGUCGGAGAACGAGCACGACGACGAGCAGGACGAGAACGCUGCCGAGGCCAGCGCGGAGCUUCGGGCGCACGCCUCCGUCAAGGACCGCAGCGAGGAGCAGCGGACCACAGAGGCAGAGAAGAACGAGCGGGUCCAGAAGCACUUGAAGGCUCUCACGUCCGAGCUGGCCAACGCCCGAGACGAGACCAAGAAGACGAGCAACGACAUGAUCCAUGCCGAGAACAUGCGCCUCGGACGGGACAAGUACAAGACCCUCCGCCAGAUCCGACAGGGCAACACCAAGCAGCGCAUUGACGAAUUUGAGUCCAUGUAAACCGUUCCUGCCUUUGCCGUGCCUGCAACCUCCCUCCCUCCUUCCCUGCUCCCCUUUCUCCCCUUUCUCUCUGUGUAACCGCAUUCUGCUGGAACCACUACAGGAGCGUGACCACCGUUCUGCCCUAGAGUUCAGCGCUCAGGCUGUCAUUCGGGGUAGGACCAAACGGGGAAGAAAGAAAAAUUAGUCUGUGGUCCCUUAUUGAAAUAUUUUGGGCACCAUGCCCUCUCUUUGCUUAAGCCGAGUUGUGGAGCCAUCUUUGUUCCACGUGGGUUUAAUAUGGCUUGUGAUACAUCAGUGCCGCCACCGCUGCCUAAUUGCCGAGGCCUAAUUAGGGGCACCGGACACCUCUGGGUCUUCUCCCCACCCGUCUCUAGCCAACAUUUGAAGAGUCACAGACUAGCGUAGCACUAAUCCGUAGCCUUUGCUGAAGUUUUCAGAUCUUUCUCUCUGUGUGUGUGUGCGUGUGUGUGUGUGUGUUUUAAAGCCAGACUAGUUUUAACACUGUGUGACUAGGAAAAAAAUUGUAGUGCAGGAUAAUGGUUUGCAAGUAGAAUUCCAAAUUUGUGGCAUUCCCAGCCUAGUUCCUAGAGACCAAAGCUUUUGAAAAGAUUCCCUGAGGUUUCAAAAGACCAGACAGAUCUGUUUUGAUCUUUUUUUCAGUAUUGUGCAAGUGCCACCAACCUAAGAGGUUGGAAGCAUCCACAGCCUCCUGCAUCAUCGCGAUCAGAGCAGUUUGGAUGCUCCCUCUUAGCCCCAUUGGCUACAGAGUCGCUUUUUGCCAUAUGCAGCAGGAAGAAAGUUUGGCCCACCUGUCCCGCGUCCUCGAUCUUGCCAACAAUGUGGCUGGACCGAGGGUCUGAAAGAGGAUUUCGGUCAGGUGUGGCUGUCCACAAGAGAAGCACAAAGCUGCACAGAUCACCUUUUUUUUUUCCAGGGUGGGUUUUCUGAACACCAGCCGUAUGGUGCCUUAUGAAACUUGUAUUCCUUCCCCCCCCCCUCUAUAGGAAGGCAGUUGUGGGUGGUGUGUGUUUUUCUCUAUAAAAGUGGUCUCCUCCUGUUCGCUUGUGGCCUGCAGGGUUGACCUUGCUUGCAUAGCUGACAAGGGGAUUAUCCCCACCUGGCUAGUCCCACGGAAAGACGGGGAGAUUUUCUUCUGCCUUCGCUGCUGGAUCUCUUGGUUUGGAGUGCCUUUUUUAGUCUGUUGUUAAGGGGAGCGGGGAGAUGCGAAAGCCUCUGGGGUUUUCCUUUCAGAAGUUUGCAGACCGUCUUUUCUAGGGGUGCUAAAUUCAGAGAGAGAGAGACUUGGGUGCUGUUUUGUGGCCAACCCUUCAUCCAGUAGCCUUCCAGGUGUCUCUCCUCCCCGCAGGGCCAUUGACCUGCAAGGGUGGCCCGGAGCCGUCUCCGUUCAUCAGCAGAAGUGCCAGCAUCUCCUCCUCCAAGGCUGAGCCAAGUCUGGAUGGAGCCCUCCUUGCUCUGGGUUUUCUCCCUUGCACGACCAGGCGGCUCCUGCUUCUCUCAGGCUUCUGUUUAAAAUGAGCUCCAUUUGAAAGGAAGCCACUGGGUUUCUGACUUCCUUUCCUACCCCUGUGUGGGCUCACAGGCGGCUCCUCUCUGCGGCCCCUCCAGCCCUCCUGGCCCUCUCCCUCCACUCCCCUGCACCCUCACUUCCAUUCUCCACUUGCGUCCAAUUGAUUAGCGUUGCAUCAAAAACCCGUUUGGAGAAGGCUGAGUGGAGACUGCAAACGUCAGCCCCGGGUGAAGAGAGGGCCAACGGUUCCCGUAUUUUCCCUCUGGGGCUCCCACAGGUGCCUCUAAAUCUUGUGGUUUAUUCUGGAGUGGGCCCUGUGAGCAAUAUCGCUUGCGUGGAGAUGUGCGUCAGAAACCAAUGCUCUGAACUCCUCCAGAGAUCACCUUCUGAAGUGCCCAGGGGUGCGUUUGGGGGGGGCACCCCUUCCCUCCUCUCCCCCCUUUCCACAUCAUGUGCCUUGAGGAAGCGAGGGACGGGGGCUCUGGCCGUGUGCACAGACAGUCCCUUUGUCCUCCUCCCUUUGGAAAUAUGGAACUCCACAGCUUUUAACUUUUUUCCUUUUUU